GGAGGUGAAUAAUUAAGUGGGGGACCAACUGACUGUGUGAGGGUUACCUAUUAAAACCAACCUCGGCUCUUAACCACUCUUGUUCCCAAAUUGCUUCCUUCCUUUCUAGGGUCUGAUAGAUUCACUUCUGAUCCUGCAAUAAAGGGCAAUCAUGGAAGGAGAGGCUUCAGCUGAGUUUCAAGACUGGGAGCUCCUAGUAAACUCCGAUACCGACGUGAUUAAUUCCCCCAAUUCCGCCAAUAAUUCAAGGAAUUUUGAUGAUGUUGAGGCUGAUUCUGAAGGUGUGCUCAGGUUAGAUUAUUUCUCCCCUGAAAAUGAUAAUGGAUAUGCCAAAACUUUUGCUGAUGCCAGUGAAGAGGUUUCCGUUGAGUCUGAUAAUCCCAGUUGGAUUGAUCCCGGUUUGGAGAGUGGAGAUCAGAGGAGGAAUUUUGGUGAAUUCUGGUCCGAUUUGCGGAGUGAUCGGUCUGAUGAGCGGAAAUCUAGUGAUUUCGAUGUGAAAAAAGAGGUGGGUUUUGUGGAGAACGUGAAAACCGAAGGUAGUUCUGAAGGGACUGGAGAAUAUAAAGAUAAUGGUGAGGAAGGGAAAUUCGAGUCUCAUAAGGGUACUUUUAAUAAUUUGGAGGGUAAAACUGAAAUAAGCUUGGAGGAGAAUGUAAAAAACCAGACAGGUUUUGAAGAAUUUGAAGAAAACUGUACUAAGGAUAAGGAUUUGUGCAAGUUCUGGUCGGAUGCAAGUGCUGAUAGUCUGGUUUUUGGUGAUACUGGGAAGAUGAAUGAAGGUUCUGAGUUUUUGGGUGAGUCCAACUCUGGAAAUGCUCGGGAAGAUGAAAAUUUGAGCGUUGUUGCAGUUGGAGACAGAAAACCAGGAGGUGAUGAGGAGAAGAGGAAGGUAGUUUGGUGGAAGGUUCCUUUUGAUUUGUUGAAAUAUUGUGUUUUCAGGAUCAGUCCUGUUUGGACUUUCUCUAUGGCUGCAGCUGUAUUGGGAUUUGUUAUCUUGGGGCAGAGAUUGUACAAGAUGAAGCGCAAGACAAGGAGCUUGCCACUUAAGGUUGCUUUGGAUGACAAGAAGGUGUCUCAGUUCAUGAGUCGUGCUGCACGACUUAAUGAAGCAUUCUCAGUGGUGAGGCGGGUGCCUAUUGUUCGGCCUUUGUUGCCUGCAGCUGGGACGAGUUCAUGGCCUAUAACAACUUUGAGGUGAAAAAAAACGAAAACUGUUGUGGAGUAGCUACAAUGAUUGGCUGCUGAUUGGGUGAAUUCAUGUUAAGUGAUGAUUUUUGAGAUAAAAAUUGUUGUGGAGUAGGUAUAAUGGGGAAGCAUGGGGAAGCAUCAAGUAAACAUGCUUAAGAGUUAAAUAUCCAUCUUGCUUUGCUCUGUAAGUAACGUGAGUGUUUAAGAUGUUCUUGUGUGUAAACUUGUUCGUGUAUAAAUGCCAAACCGAUUUAUGUCAAAUGGCCUGAUUGGGUACAAGGUCAAAGAAGCUAUUAUGUAUUCUUGUUAUCAUGUUGGGUAUGUGUAAUUAGCGUUGUAAUGUUUGUACUUUAAAAUGAGCAUAUGGUAAUUUCUAUUCCUUCA
This is a messenger RNA of Manihot esculenta (cassava), 1572 nucleotides long. RefSeq lists its product as uncharacterized. Lineage: Eukaryota; Viridiplantae; Streptophyta; Magnoliopsida; Malpighiales; Euphorbiaceae. The transcript is spliced from 2 exons. The coding region runs from base 152 to 1198 and encodes 348 amino acids. The record is from RefSeq and is a predicted model, not a curated record.